CCUCUGUGAGAGGAGAGAGAGAGAGAGAGAGAAAGCAAAGAUGAUUGCAGAAAUGGCGGAUCCACGAUGAAAGUAAAAGUUCCCUCAUUUCCGUGGAGCUCGCAUUUCAACCACCUUGUUCUGCAUUCCUCAUCAUGAUCACUCGUCGCACCCCUCCUCUCCACUUCAUCGUUCCUCUCAAUCCCACUCCCCACUCCCCACCUCCUUCUCCGCUCCCUUUUGGCGCCGCCAAGCCAUCCCCGCCCCGCUCCGUCGCUCUCGCCGCCACCCCUCGCCCCUCCUCCUCCUCCUCCUCCGCUCCCUCGCUCCGCCACGCGAGCGGCGGCGACGGCGACGGCGACCGACGCUUGCGUCGAGCGUGGCCCCUCUGGCUCCGCCUCUCGGCCGACCCUUCCUUCGUCCCCGACCUCCCCUUCCUCUCCCUCUUGUUCUCCGCCUGCGCCCACGCCCGCCGCUUCGACCUCCUCCUCCUCGUCCUCGACCGCCUCUCCUCCUCCUCCGCCGCCCUCCCUCCCGGCCUCCUCCCGCGGGCUCUCUCCGCCGCCAUCUCUUGCUUCGCCGACUACGCCCAGCUCCCCUUCAUGGAGCGCGCCUUGUCCCUCUUGCUCUCCCGGGGCUUCCCCGUCGACUCCGCCGCCGGCGACGCCUUCCUCCGGUACUACAGCCGCUUCGCCUCUCUGGACGACCUGGAGGGUGUUUACGCCUGGCUCAAGCGCUCUCGGCAUCUCCCCCGCCCCGCGGGAAUCAGGGCCGUCGCUCUCGCUUACGUGCGGGAUCGCGAGCUCUACAGGUUGGGACGGUUCUUAAGGGACGUGGGUCUCGGUCGGAAAGACCUCGGCAACCUUCUGUGGAACCUGCUGUUGCUCUCCUACGCUGCCGCCUUCAAGAUGAAGAGCUUGCAGAGGGAAUUCUUGAACAUGGUUCGCGCCGGGUUCUGCCCCGACGUCACCACCUUCAACGUCCGCCUCCUCGCCUUUUCCAGGAUGUCCAUGUUCUGGGAUCUCCAUCUCAGCCUCGACCACAUGCAGCGCGCCGGCAUCGUUCCCGACCUCGUCACUUAUGGCUGUGUCGUCGAUUCCUACAUGGAUAGGAGGCUCGGGAGAAACCUGAGGUUCGCAUUGGACAAGAUGAACCUGGACGACCCUCCUCGGGUGUCGACGGACUCGCUCGUGUUCGAAGCUUUCGGCAAAGGCAGUUUCCAUUCGACUGCGGAGGCGUUUUUGGAGUUUCGGAGGAACAGUCCUUGGACUUACCGGAAGGUCGUCGCCACGUAUUUGCGAAAACAAUACAGGAGCGAUCGGAACCAGAUCUUUUGGAAUUACUGAUUAGCUGCCUAAGAUUGCUGCACAAGAAGUAUUCUUUUCCUCUUUAAUCUACUUCUCAAGUUUGCAUUGCGUGACUGAGGAGUACUAUGUUCGAGUUCAUGAUUGAAGUCCCACCACUGGAGCUCAGAAUUAGUGUUUACGACAUCACGCCCUGGUAGUGGAAACCUUGUUGUCUUGGCUCUCUGACCAUGGGAAAGGUUUGCUUGACGUGUGCAAGUAAAAUAUUGGAAGCUGUGGGAAAAAGGAAAAGAACCAGACUCUUAAUCGAUUCCAAUACUGGAUCUUCAUCACAUCAAUAAAAAAUCUACUUUGAGUCAGUGUAAUUCGGGUGGGUCGUGCAUGGAUGAGGUUGCUGUUCCAAGUGCUUAUACUUUAAAGGAAGAUGAAUCAGUGUCGGGGUCUCUCAAAUCCUGUUUACGAUGGCAAGAUGACAAAAAGCUACCCAUUCAAACUUGACCCCUUCCAGCAAGAUUCCUAGCUUGUUUGGAGCGAAAUGAGUCAGUUUUAGUACCAGCACACACUUCAGCUGUUAAAAGCUGUGGUUGAUGAAUAUGUCGUUGCGAUGGCUUUGAGAGAUGAAUGGAGGGUGAUAUACUCAUAUCCUUGAAAGCUUUGAAUAAGCAGAAGUAUGGGGGUGCUAAGUCAAGUGUUUAAGGAUGUCUGGUUGCACCUAAUGCUAGCUGCUUGGUAUGAGGGGGAUGCUGUUUAGGGGACUUGAGGUGCUAAAGGAAGUUGCAUGAUGUGUUUCGAUGAGUUAGAUUACAUGCAGGACUGUGAAAAAGGUGUUGCUGGUGAGGAGAUCGAUUUUUUUUUUUUUUUUUUUUGGGCCGCUGGCUGUAAAAAUGGUUUUCCUUUCUGCGACAAUGUCAAAUGUCAAAUGCUGCUGAGUUCAUAGAAUGGAGUUGCAGCUUGCAUAAGCAGCCAUGCCAUGUGGUGAACACAUAUUUGUUACCAAAUCCUCUGCUCUGCAGCAGUAUAUUCUCCCCAUGGGUAGGAGUGGUUGUACUUUGGAGUUGAUGAGCACGGACAGUUUAGAGAGAGAACAAGUUUGUCAAUGGUUCAGAAUGCUUUUACAAAGCAGAAAGUUGGCACGGGGAGCAAGUUUGUAUAGGGAGAAGCAAGUGGAAGAAUUGCCAAAGGCAGAACUGCCUCGGGGUCCUGUCAUUCAGCCUGAUCUCUCUCCCUCUCAUGGCAUGCACAUGCACACACCUAAGGAUGUAUAUUCUCAUCAAUACAACUCACAGUAAGGGGCCGGGGAAAGUAGUAUGGUAUCUUCAGACUGUGAGUACUCCAAAUUUGGUGCAACAACAGCUUUAUUGACAAACUUUGGGCGUUCUUCAAAUUGACCCCUUGCAUUGGUUUCGACAUACUCCAAGAAACUUCAGUCUCCUAUCAUGAAAUAAACAAUUUCCAGUUCAGAUUUGUCUCUUGGAUGACAUUAAGCAAUGUUAUUGCAGAAGUUUGCUGAGAACAUACUUAUUUUUCCUGUGAAGGAUGAUGUACUUGAGCUCUCACAUACAGACUGUGGCAGCUGGGUUUCUGUCAUCACAUCCUUAAGAAAUUUGGGAUGACAAAAAUGUCAAAGCUUCAGUCAUCAUUCAAUAAAAAAUGAAUGGAAUGGGUACUCGGGAAAUUGUGGUUGAACAAAAAUUAAAACCUCAUGCGGUAAGCAGUAGGCGGAAUGAUUACAAAGUACACCUUCUCACCUGACUUGUGCUUGAACUGUGACUGCUGCCUGAUGACCCUCCUGAACUGCUUGAUUGUGCCAUGCUGGGCAUUGCAUCCUCAGCCAGUGCUCUCAGUCUAUUAAGUUCAGGUAAAACUACGGUACCUAGAUCAGGUCUGUCCUUUCUUCUCAAUUCUGCGCACUUAAGAGCUAACUUUGCGAAUGCUAAGGCAUGUUCAACUGGCCAAUCGGGAAUUGCUGGAUCAAGCGUCUCUGCAAAGUUCCCUCUCUCAAUAGCCCGUUCCACAAGAUGAGUCAAACCCAUUGGGGGCUUUGCCGUUAUUAUUUGAAGAAGCAAGACCCCAAGUGAGUAAAUAUCAGAUUUUAUUCCAAGCAUGCCAGUUUGUUGAUAUUCUGGAUCUAUGUAACAGAAAGUCCCAGCUGUUGAUGUCAUGCGAUACUGAGUUACCGCAUUGGCUACUGAUGGAGGGACAAGCCUGGCUAAGCCAACAUCGCUGAUCUUGCUGACAUAGUUACGGUCAAGCAAAAUGUUGCCAGGUUUUAGGUCACGAUGCACAAGUGGUUCUGGCUUGGUUUGGUGGAGAAAAAGUAGGCCAGUGCCAAUCUCUGCAGCUAUUCUGAAUCUGUGUUGCCAUGGAAUUACUGGGGUGUUUCCUCGUCGGAAGAGACGGUCAUCCAAGCUUCCAUUGGCCAUAUACUCAUAGACCAAGCAUCCAUAUUCUGGGCAGGCGCCGAGGAGGAGAACCAUGUUUGGAUGCCGAAUGCAGCUCAGUACUUCAACCUGCAUCAUCAUUAAGGAAGUGAAUUAGAUGAUUCAUGACCUUUGUGGUUAUGUAGAGUGGAAUCCCAGACAGGAAAGAAGUUUUUAAUGUCUGUUUAUAAACUGAUGUGUACAGUUGAAUUCCAUUUCUUUUUCGCCUGUUCCCUUAAAACUUCCCCAUAUAAGGAAUAAUCCUUGCUUCCUUCCCUCUGCAAAAUAGAUCAUGAUAUAGUACUUAAAGAUCUUGAAACCAAAUCUGGUCUUAGUCCUCUUUGAUGAGUUAGGUACAUACUCAUCCUUAUGGACAAAAUUUUAGGUAUGCAGGAGAUUGUUUCUUUAUGCAA
Eucalyptus grandis is the source of this 4116-nucleotide messenger RNA. RefSeq names its product pentatricopeptide repeat-containing protein At3g42630. The transcript is spliced from 3 exons. The record is from RefSeq and is a predicted model, not a curated record. Gene Ontology annotation, molecular function: protein binding. Bases 135 to 1325 code for a protein of 396 amino acids. Lineage: Eukaryota; Viridiplantae; Streptophyta; Magnoliopsida; Myrtales; Myrtaceae.